This is a messenger RNA of Callithrix jacchus (white-tufted-ear marmoset), 3834 nucleotides long. It is a transcript of the gene CACNG5, whose product is annotated as calcium voltage-gated channel auxiliary subunit gamma 5. NCBI's taxonomy places the organism in Eukaryota, Metazoa, Chordata, Mammalia, Primates, Cebidae. The record is from RefSeq and is a predicted model, not a curated record. Gene Ontology annotation, molecular function: voltage-gated calcium channel activity; channel regulator activity. Gene Ontology annotation, biological process: positive regulation of synaptic transmission, glutamatergic; transmission of nerve impulse; neurotransmitter receptor transport, postsynaptic endosome to lysosome. Gene Ontology annotation, cellular component: postsynaptic density membrane; AMPA glutamate receptor complex.
CCGCCCUUCCCUCUCGGGGUCCGGGGCUCGAGCUGCGGCGGCGGAGGCGGCCACGGUCACUGGCGCGGAGCGGUUCGGGCUGACCGGACGGGACGGGCGUCCGGGGCAGCCUAGCGCGGUACCUCCCGCCCCGCACACCCAGCCGGGAGGGACACUGGACCCGGGUAGGGGAUCGCGGCCGCUCCAGCGAGCCGUGGGCACUGCCACCUGCUCACCUACUCUCCCUGGCCCCAGAGCCCACUCCGUGCUGGUGGAACCGUGGCGGCUGGCCACCCAGCAACAGUCCAGGAAGAUGAGUACCUGUGGGAGGAAGGCCCUGACCCUGCUGAGCAGCGUCUUUGCUGUCUGUGGCCUGGGCCUCCUGGGUAUCGCGGUCAGCACCGACUACUGGCUGUACCUGGAGGAGGGCGUGAUUGUGCCCCAGAACCAGAGCACCGAGAUCAAGAUGUCCCUGCACUCGGGCCUCUGGCGGGUCUGCUUCCUUGCAGGUGAAGAGCGGGGGCGUUGCUUCACCAUAGAAUAUGUGAUGCCCAUGAACACCCAGCUGACAUCCGAGUCUACGGUCAAUGUUCUAAAGAUGAUCCGCUCAGCCACACCGUUCCCUCUGGUCAGCCUCUUCUUCAUGUUCAUUGGGUUCAUCCUGAGCAACAUUGGACACAUCCGUCCCCAUCGGACGAUACUGGCCUUUGUCUCUGGAAUCUUCUUUAUCCUCUCGGGCCUUUCUCUCGUGGUGGGCCUGGUGCUCUACAUUUCCAGCAUCAAUGACGAGAUGCUCAACAGGACCAAGGAUGCAGAGACCUACUUCAACUACAAGUAUGGGUGGUCGUUUGCCUUCGCCGCCAUCUCCUUCCUUUUAACGGAGAGCGCCGGGGUGAUGUCUGUGUACCUGUUUAUGAAGCGGUACACCGCGGAGGACAUGUACAGGCCCCACCCCGGUUUCUACCGCCCUCGGCUGAGCAACUGCUCCGAUUACUCGGGCCAGUUCCUACACCCAGAUGCCUGGGUCAGGGGCCGCAGCCCCUCCGAGAUCUCCAGCGAGGCCUCCCUGCAGAUGAACAGCAACUACCCUGCCUUGCUCAAGUGCCCCGACUAUGACCAGAUGUCCUCUUCGCCCUGCUGAGCCUUGGCCACCCCCCAUCCCUGGACUGUGGGUGGCCAGGCAACCCAGCCUGUUCUCUCCAGGUGACCCCUGAGCCCCAGGCCUGUGGUUGACAGGCCCAGGCCACCCACACUUAGCUGUUGUCACUUGACCCCAGUCCUCUCCCUGCUUCUCCAGAAGGGCUCUAACUGCCCCCCCAGCGUGGUUGUGGGAGUCUGGAGUUUGCAGGCAAGCUGAUUGGCUGGGAACAUGGAAGAAGCCCCACCCAUGUGAGUGCCAAUCACAGCUGUGGCUCCAGGAAGCCAACUGCUCCCUGCAAGCCCAGGAGAGGCUGAUGUUCCCUUUGUAUAUUCUUCCUGCACCCUCAACUUCACAGCCCUAGCCCAGGGCCAGCUCUGAGAUGCCAAGUUCCUUACACAGAUGCAGCUGGACUCACGCACUUGCCAAAUGACUUGGCCGUCACAUUCAAGAUCUGCACCGUCUGGCCGAAAGGUGACUCUGAUAUGGAGGUUUGGCUGGCUUAGACACAUCAAGCUGGCAGUGUUCCUUCUGAACUCCUUUCUCGUCCGAGUCCCUCCACACAACACACCUGUCUGUGCUCUCCCUCUCCCCUCCCUGACACAGGCUGUGAAUCUUUCCUCCCACCAGAACUCAGCUGCCCUGGGUCCUGGCCCUAAGGGACUAAGAGUGGCUCUGGGGCCACACUGAUGAAGUCACAAAGAGGUGUUAAUGGCUGAAGACAUCCUAAUAUGUAUGGCCCUUUGAUGACAUUUUACAGGAACCUUUUAUGCCUUAACCCAAAUAACUGGUUCUGACAAUGAGAAUUUUAGAAUUGGGCUGGUCUGAGUUCCUAUCACCAGACACUGUUUCUGGCCUUGGGGAUGCUGUCCCCUUACAAGCGCAGUAUUUCUGGACCAAAGUCCUACAGUGGAAUCUUAUAGACAGCGUCUAAACCACCUAAGAGGAAAGUAGCCUUCGAAGAGGCUGCCUGGGAGUUGGAGCUGGAUUUGAUGACAGCUGGUGCAUUUUGAGUUCAAACAAAGGCAGACUUGAGAUAAUCCAGCUGCUCUCCGAAGGCUGCCUGUGAACACUAGGGGGUGGCCAAUUUAUUCCUAAUAUAGAGUGUCUGCUUCCUGGGUGUGGGACAGACGUGGGCAAAUUAGAUUUUUCCAGAAGACCAGGCAGUGUGACACCCAUUCUCCUGGUGGGAAAUCAGAGCUGGGGGGUUUCAAUACCUUCCAUGAAGUCCACAGAAGCUACUGCAAGCCACGCCCACGCCCCUCGGCUCUCCGAGUGUCGGCUCAGCUUAGACAGUUUAGGUUUUGAGAUUUUGAGUAGCAAAACAGUGCUGUGUGUCGCUGCUGUGCCAGCUCUCCUCUCGCCCUCUUUAAGACACCAUUAGGUUCUGAGAACACAAAGCCACGGCGGCGACACAGGGGCCCCAGCGCGUGGUCCAGAAUGCUGCACAUUGGUUCGUGCAGGCUUGGAGGGGUGUUGUGCUAGGCAGCCGGGCUGCUGUAAUGAACUAUCACAGACUGGGGGGCUUAAAUAGCACACAUUCAAUUUUCUCACAGUUCUGGGGACCAACGUCCAAGAUCAAGGUGUUGGCAGAACUGGCUUCUUCUUAGGCCGUUGUCCUUGGCUUGCAGACAGCUAAUUUCUUGCUGUGUCCUCAUAUGGUCUGUGUGCCCAUGUCCCUGGUGUCCCUCAGUGUGUCCAAAUUCUUUUUUUUUUUUUUUUGAGAUGGAGUUUCACUCUUAUUACCCAGGCUGGAGUGCAAUGGCGCGAUCUUGGCUCAACGUAACCUCCGCCUCCUGGGUACAGGGAAUUCUCCUGCCUCAGCCUCCCUAGUAGCUGGGAUUACAGGCACGCGCCACCCCGCCCUGCUAAUUUUUAUAUUUUUAGUGGAGACAGGUUUUCACCAUGUUGGCCAGGAUGGUCUCGAUCCCUUGACCUUGUGAUCCACUCACCUCAGCCUCCCAAAGUGCUGGAAUUACAGGCUUGCACCACCGUGCCCGGCCUCAAAUUCCCUCUUCUGAUAAGGACACCAGUCAGAUUGGAUUCGAGCCCAUCCCCAAUUAAUUGGUGGUUAAUUUUCAUGUAAUAACGUCUUUAAAGGGCCCAUCUCCAAAUACAGCCAUAUUCUGAGUUAAUGGGGGUGGGGGUCAUUCCACAAAUGAAUUUAGGAAAGACAGCUAUUCUGUUGCUGGAUUCUUCCAUUUGUCUGGCAACAUGGGAGAGGGUAAAGAUAAGCCAAUUCUGGUCCCAAUUCAGCCCUGAGGGGCUUGGCCUAAAUGGGUUCCAAGCCCACUCCACUCCCACCCACCCACAACUCCAAUGAUUCAGCCUCAUGUGGGAGGCUCCCUGUUGCUUUUGUAUGUGACUUUUCAGUGCUGGCCUAUAAACUGAUAGCUGCGAAGCCCCCUCCCUCUCCACUGGCACCCUCGCAAUGAUGGUUGUACUCUUCCGUUACUGUUUACAGAAUACUACCAAAACCAUGUUCUUCCCCCAACAAAGUAAGGUAAUCAGUUUUGUGCUUGGAGACAGUCAGAUAGCAUUUCCAAAUUGGACAAUCAUUUAGGUAAGCUCUACUCCAAUUUUCGUCAAUGUAAUUAGCACCUAAUUGCACUUUUGUCUCUCUACAAUACUCUUUCUCUGUCACUGCCAGGCUGGUUUUUUGUGUACCUGGAAAAAAUGGAAUCCACUCCUAAGUACAAGCUGGCUGUAGACUCAGA